Messenger RNA from Mercenaria mercenaria, 1949 nucleotides. RefSeq lists its product as uncharacterized. Bases 285 to 1949 code for a protein of 554 amino acids. The record is from RefSeq and is a predicted model, not a curated record. NCBI's taxonomy places the organism in Eukaryota, Metazoa, Mollusca, Bivalvia, Venerida, Veneridae. The transcript has a single exon.
ACAGGAAACAAAAACUGAUGAUACGGAUGAAAUAGUAAUUACUGGGUUCACAGUUCAUAUGUUUAAUAGAAAGAAACUGUCUAAUCAUAGAUCGGGUGGUAUUGCAAUUUUGAUUAAGCAAAAUAUAGAUAAAUAUGUAAAAGUUGAAGAAAAUAGUGACUGUAAUUUAGUCCGCUUUUUCACAAUUUCUAAAGAGUUAUACGGUGUAAAUACCAGUACAUGCACAGAAGACUUGAAAUGUGGCAUUGUAUAUAUACCUCCAGCAGGUUCUAAAUAUUCCCAUAAUGAUCCUUUUUUUUGAAAUUCAAAAUGAAAUUUUUCGAUAUUUCGAAAAUAGUAAACAUUACCUGUUGUUUGGCGACAUGAACGCCAGAUGUGGAAGUUUAAUAGAUUAUGUAGAAGUAGACCAAUUUAUUUCUGACAUGUAUGAUUUACAAUACUUAGAAAAUAUGGAAAGUGAAAGUAUGACAAAUUUCAACACAUGUAAUGUACCGUUAAACAGAAAUUGUGUAGAUACUGUUGUUAACCACUAUGGUAAUCAAUUAAUUGACAUGUGUAAAAAUAAUGACUUAUUCAUAUGGAAUGGCAGAAUGGGGACCGAUUGUCUAAAACCUGUUUUGACAUGUAAAAAUGCCAGUACUGUAGAUUAUUUUAUAUCGUCUUCUUUUGUUUUUGAAAAUAUUGUUGAUUUUAAUGUACAUGAAUUUUGUAACUUGUAUUCUGAUGUGCAUUGCCCAUUGGAGGCUACACUUAGAACUAAAUUUUAUAAUACAAAGAAUAUAGCACCACAGCAGACACAAAAUAUACAAAUUGCACGAUUAUGGGAUAGUAAAAAAUCUGAGCAGUUUGCUGAAAACUUAGAUAUUUUUAAAAUCUCUGAAAUUGAGAUGAAACUCGAUGAAAUAGUAGAUUGUAACAACAUGACACAAAACAAUAUAGACGAAAUAGUAUCAGAUAUUGGAAAACUUUUUAAUGACUGCUCAAAACAAUCUUUUGGAGUAAUUCAAAAUAGAGCAAAUACAUACAGAAAUAAUAACAGAAUUGAAAAUAAUUUCCCAUGGUUUGACAGAUCAUGCCAUAAUGCAAGAAACAUAUAUCACAAAACAAGGAAAACUUAUAACAAGUAUAAAACACAAUAUUUCAAAGAUAUGUUGAAAUCAGUCAGCAAACAAUAUAAAUGUGCGUUAAGAAAAGCAAAAAAUGACUAUAAUGCAAAUAGAAUACAUAAAUUGCGAAAUCUAAAGUACGCUGACCCUAAGCAAUACUGGAAUAUUAUAAAUGGAAAAUCUACUCAAAAUGAAAAAACAGCAAAAUUGAACGACUUCUAUGAAUAUUUUAAAGACUUAAAUGAAAACUUAAUCGACACUGAAAACAGUAGCGACGAAAAUAUGUCAGAAACCGCUAACGUUAACAACAAUGAGGAAAUAAAUGUCCCGAUAACAGAAAAAGAAAUACUAGAUGCUGUUAAAACAUUAAAAAAUAACAAGUCACCAGGUUGCGAUGAAAUUAUUAAUGAACAUAUAAAAUAUACAGUUCAUUCUAUGAUACAUGUAUAUAAAAAGUUAUUCAACCUAGUUUUUGAUCACGGUAUUAUUCCAGAAAGUUGGACCAUUGGACAUAUUAAACCUAUCUAUAAAAACAAAGGUAGCCCAGAAUCGCCUGAAAAUUAUCGCCCGAUAUCUUUGUUAAGUUGUUUUGGUAAACUCUUCACAUGUAUCUUGAAUAACAGACUUACAAAAUAUGCUGACAAAAAUAACCUGAUACAUGAAACUCAAGCAGGAUUUCGAAAAAGUUAUUCAACAGUUGACAAUAUUUUUAUCCUUAAAAGUCUCAUUGACAUAGUUCAGGCGAACAAGAAAAAACUUUUUUGUUGCUUUGUGGAUUUCAAACAAGCUUUUGACUCAGUUUGGAGAGUAGGCCUAUGGCAAAAACUUAUUAAGAAAAUAUAA